This is a messenger RNA of Orbicella faveolata, 1439 nucleotides long. RefSeq names its product rab-like protein 3. The record is from RefSeq and is a predicted model, not a curated record. NCBI's taxonomy places the organism in Eukaryota, Metazoa, Cnidaria, Anthozoa, Scleractinia, Merulinidae.
AUGACGUGUCAAAAUGGCUGCCUUGGAGAAAGUGAAGAUAUUAGUUGUUGGGGAUUCAGGCGUUGGAAAGACUUCCUUAGUUCAUCAUAUUUGCCACAAUGAAAGUCUUUCAACCCCAGGAUGGACAAUAGGUUGUACAGUGGAGGUAAAACUAUAUGACUACAAAGAAGGUACGCCAGCAAUGAGGAGCUUUUUUCUAGAGUUUUGGGAUGUUGGAGGCUCUGCCAGCCACGAGAACAGCCGUUCAAUAUUUUAUAAUGGUGUCAAUGGAUUGAUUCUGGUUCACGAUUUGACAAACAAAAAGUCAUUUACAAAUCUAAGAAGAUGGCUCGCAGAGGUGUUAGGUUCUGGCAAAGAAGGCAACAGUGUCUUGAGUGCCAAGCAGCAAAAACUUUCUAACAAAGACAGUUGGUUUGAGUUUUCCAUUGAUAUAGGUGAGGACUAUGACUCCGAGCAGUUUGCAGGAAACCAGAUUCCUGUCAUAAUUGUCGGCACUAAGCUAGAUCAAGCUGGAACGGCAAGAAUUCUACAUUCAUCCCGGGGAUUAAAUCUUGCUGAAGAAAUUGGAGCUGACAUGAUGAAUCUCAACUGUACAGAUGUCAAACAACUUAAACCAGGAUCUCACAAUGCCAGAAAAUUGUGUACAUUUUUUGAUAAAGUAAUAGAAAGGCGUUUUUAUUCGCGUGAAGUGCCCCAAUUUCAGCAGUCAUUUGGUACAGAAUCACCAAAGUCUUAUGACAGAUCUAGUAAGCGCAAAAUUGUUUGAACACUUGAAUAAGAACUGCGCUAUUGAUUACAGUAACAUUAGUGAGCUCUGUAAUAGUAGCUAAAUAUAUUGUAGAGGGUUUAUUUUGGAGAUCUCCAGUUGUCUGUUUUGUUUACUGAUGACAUAGCACAUUCAACUGGUACAAGAACUUGUACUUGUUUCUCAGACUGUCAGUGAUAUUAAUGUAUUAAAAUAAAGAGAUGAGGCUCAAUUUAAAACCUUGUUUUACCUUUAUUGCGCCUUUCCAUUUCUGUCAGUUGUUUGCUCAGACUCCUCAGAGAGAGAAGAGUUGGCAUCCUAACCAAAUUGCUGUCAUUAGUACAGCUGAGGACAAAAUUCUCCUACGCUGUUCAGCGUAACCUACUACAAGUAGUCGCAUCAGCACCUAUACAAGGGUAUACAUUACUUUUUGGGGGAGACACUUUUAUCAUGAUAGCAUUACCUAAUCAAAAAAAUGAUAGUUAAUAUAAAAAUAGGAAAAAAAACAGGCCUGAAAAAGGUUUGGGCUCCCUUGUUGGAGCAUGAAAAUACCAACCUCUCGUCUUACCAACUCCUUUCAGUACUUAGAGAUUCCCUUUCAGAACCAAUGAAAAAGAAGUAGAAACUACUAAGAGGAGAAAUAUGGAUAUGCAACAAAAUCUAGAUAUUGAACACACGUUAAUAUAAUUAAUAA